This is a messenger RNA of Thecamonas trahens ATCC 50062, 5878 nucleotides long. RefSeq lists its product as uncharacterized. Bases 32 to 5878 code for a protein of 1948 amino acids. Lineage: Eukaryota; Apusomonadida; Apusomonadidae. The transcript is spliced from 3 exons. Gene Ontology annotation, cellular component: membrane. Gene Ontology annotation, biological process: metal ion transport; cell communication. The record is from RefSeq and is a predicted model, not a curated record.
GUUGCCCAAUGACGACACGGCCGUGGUGACGAUGGCGGCCGGGACGGCUGAAGCGACCGAGCCGGGAUCGGGGACGGUCAACGUGCCGAUCACGGUGACGAUGGACACGACGGCGUCGUACGACGUUGUGGUGGAUGUGGCGACGAGCGUGUCGUCGGGCUCGCUCGCGACGGGCGGGACCGACUUUACCGUCGAGACGACGACGGUGACGAUCCCAGCUGGGUCGACGAGCGCAGUGUACAACGCGACUGUGGCCGCGGACGCAUGGUACGACGGCGGCGAGACGUUCGAUGUUAAGCUGACCGGCACGUCUACCCCUGGCGUUUCCGUGGGCGUGGCAGACACGACGGUUGUGACGAUUGCCGACUCGGGACCGGCGCCGGUGCUGACCGCGACGGUGGUCGGCGGAACGACGACCGCUGUGUCGGGCGACGGGACGGAUGCACUGUCUGUGACUGGGCCCGAGGGCGCGGCGUCGACGACCAACGAGCUUGUGGUCGAGCUUGCGCUGUCGCGGCCAUCCGAGUACGCGGCUGGACUCGUUGUCGAGGUCGAUGGCGCCACGUCGACGGCGGAUGUGCCGUCCGACGCGACGAUUGUUGACACUGUGGCGCGGACGGGAAGCCCGAUGACAAUCCCGGCGCUUGCGACGACACACCAGGUGUCUGUUGUGGUGUCGGGCGACGGGGUGCUCGAGCCGACCGAGGUGCUCGACCUUGGCCUUAUCGCCAACUACGGCGGCGCGGAACUGGCGGCUGACGUGGUCAACGUGACCGCGACGAUCACCAACGAUGACGCGGCGGUGGUGACGAUGGCGGUCGGGACGGCUGCGGCGACCGAGCCCGGAUCGGGGACGGUCAACGUGCCGAUCACGGUGACGAUGGACACGACGGCGUCGUACGACGUCGUGGUGGAUGUGGCGACGAGCGUGUCGUCGGGCUCGCUCGCGACGGGCGGAACCGACUUUACGGUCGAGACGACGACGGUGACGAUCCCAGCCGGGUCGACGAGCGCAGUGUACAACGCGGUUGUGGCCGCAGACGCAUGGUACGACGGCGGCGAGACGUUCGACGUCAAGCUGACCGGCACGUCUACCCCUGGCGUUUCCGUGGGCGUGGCAGACACGACGGUGGUCACGAUUGCCGACUCGGGACCGGCGCCGGUGCUUACCGCGACGGUGGUCGGCGGAACGACGACCGCUGUGUCGGGUGCAGGCACGGAUGCACUGUCUGUGACUGGGCCCGAGGGUGCGGCGUCGACGACCAACGAGCUUGUGGUCGAGCUGGCGCUGUCACGGCCAUCCGAGUACGCGGCUGGACUCGUUGUCGAGGUCGAUGGCGUGACGUCGACGGCGGAUGUGCCGUCCGACGCGACGAUUGUUGACACUGUGGCGCGGACGGGAAGCCCGAUGACGAUCCCGGCGCUUGCGACGACACACCAGGUGUCUGUUGUGGUGUCGGGCGACGGGGUGCUCGAGCCGACCGAGGUGCUCGACCUUGGCCUUAUCGCCAACUACGGCGGCGCGGAACUGGCGGCUGACGUGGUCAACGUGACCGCGACGAUCACCAACGAUGACGCGGCGGUGGUGACGAUGGCGGCCGGGACGGCUGCAGCGACCGAGCCCGGAUCGGGGACGGUCAACGUGCCGAUCACGGUGACGAUGGACACGACGGCGUCGUACGACGUCGUGGUGGAUGUGGCGACGAGCGUGUCUGGGGCCGACUUUGUUGCCGAGACGGUGACGCUGGUCAUUCCUUCUGGCUCGAGAAGUGUGGUGUACAACGCAUCAAUUGCCGCGGACGCAUGGUACGAUGGGGGUGAGACGUUCGACGUCGCAAUUACGGGUGUGUCGGAGCCAGCUACAACUGGCUUGCAGGACACGACGGUGGUUACCAUCAUUGACUCGGGACCGGCGCCGACGAUGGUCGCAACUGUUUCGAGCGGGGCAGUCACUGGUGUGACCGGCACUGGCACCAACGAUCUCGCUAUUACCACCGCUACAGAGGGCGAUGCACCAGCGACCAACGAGAUUGUACUGGAUGUGACGCUCUCGCGACCGGCCGAGCACCCCACUAGCCUCCAGCUGGUUACUAGCCCCACUUCGACGUCAGACAUCGUGAACGAUGUCGACAUCGUGGGCACUGUGUCGCGGACUGGCCCGACCGUUCCCUCGCUCGCGACGUCCUACCAGGUCUCGCUUGUCGUCAAUGGCGAUGCAGUGCUAGAGACUGAUGAGGUGCUUGACGUGGCGAUGGUCGCCUCGUACUACCAGGUCGCGGCGACCCUCAACGCGACGGUCACGUUGCCCAAUGACGACACGGCCGUGGUGACGAUGGCGGCCGGGACGGCUGAAGCGACCGAGCCGGGAUCGGGGACGGUCAACGUGCCGAUCACGGUGACGAUGGACACGACGGCGUCGUACGACGUUGUGGUGGAUGUGGCGACGAGCGUGUCGUCGGGCUCGCUCGCGACGGGCGGGACCGACUUUACCGUCGAGACGACGACGGUGACGAUCCCAGCUGGGUCGACGAGCGCAGUGUACAACGCGACUACGUUCGAUGUUAAGCUGACCGGCACGUCUACCCCUGGCGUUUCCGUGGGCGUGGCAGACACGACGGUUGUGACGAUUGCCGACUCGGGACCGGCGCCGGUGCUGACCGCGACGGUGGUCGGCGGAACGACGACCGCUGUGUCGGGCGACGGGACGGAUGCACUGUCUGUGACUGGGCCCGAGGGUGCGGCGUCGACGACCAACGAGCUUGUGGUCGAGCUGGCGCUGUCACGGCCAUCCGAGUACGCGGCUGGACUCGUUGUCGAGGUCGAUGGCGUGACGUCGACGGCGGAUGUGCCGUCCGACGCGACGAUUGUUGACACUGUGGCGCGGACGGGAAGCCCGAUGACGAUCCCGGCGCUUGCGACGACACACCAGGUGUCUGUUGUGGUGUCGGGCGACGGGGUGCUCGAGCCGACCGAGGUGCUCGACCUUGGCCUUAUCGCCAACUACGGCGGCGCGGAACUGGCGGCUGACGUGGUCAACGUGACCGCGACGAUCACCAACGAUGACGCGGCGGUGGUGACGAUGGCGGCCGGGACGGCUGCAGCGACCGAGCCCGGAUCGGGGACGGUCAACGUGCCGAUCACGGUGACGAUGGACACGACGGCGUCGUACGACGUCGUGGUGGAUGUGGCGACGAGCGUGUCGUCGGGCUCGCUCGCGACGGGCGGAACCGACUUUACGGUCGAGACGACGACGGUGACGAUCCCAGCCGGGUCGACGAGCGCAGUGUACAAUGCGGUUGUGGCCGCGGACGCAUGGUACGACGGCGGCGAGACGUUCGAUGUCAAGCUGACCGGUACGUCCACGGCCGGUGCGUUGAUCGGUGUGGCAGACACGACGGUGGUCACGAUUGCCGACUCUGGCCCGGCGCCUACCUUUGUGGCGCGGCUAGUGGACGGAGAUACUGCGGGCGUAUCGGGCCAGGAUACCGCGAAUGUUGGUGUUAUCACUGGCGAAGGCGACGCGCCGGCGACUAACGAGCUCGUGAUGGAGCUGACCCUCUCGCGGGUGUCGGAGCACGCGAUUGACCUUCGAACUGCGCUGGAUCCCGCAUCGUCGGCGGAGCUUCCGUCCGACGCCACUGUGAUUGGGACCCUUAGUCGCGCUGAACCGUCAGUGCCUGCACUGGCGACAAAGUACAACGUGUCGAUUGUUGUUUCUGGCGAUGACGAGGCUGAGAACGAUGAGGUGCUUACGCUCGGCCUCGUGGGUGACUUUUACGGCGAGACCAACGCGGCGAACGUGUCAGUCACGAUUACCAACGAUGACACGAUGGCCUGGCUGGAUCGCGACUCGCUGAUUGUGGUCGAGCCGGUGACUCCUGGCGGAGAAAGUGUGGGCUUCUUUGAGGUCGUGCUCUCUCACCCCGUAGAUCGGGCUGUAGACGUCACGGUUGCGCGGUCGGCGAUCACCGGUGGGCUGGCAACUGCGGGGGUCGACUUUGUGGACUCGCCGGUGACGGUGACGAUUCCGGGUGGCAGCACGCGCGGGCGUUUCAACGUCACGGUCCUUGCCGACGAGUGGUAUGAUCCGGACGAGUCGUUUGAGGUCAUGAUCACAUCAGCUACCGGGGCAUCACUCGCGCCGGCUGAUAACCGAACGGCCACCGUGUUUGUCGAAGAGUCCGGCGGGGUGCCGAUCUUGAUUGGAACAGUGACUGGCGCCAGCGGCUCUGGUUCGAGCAACGUUGCCUUUGACGUGGUGGAGGGCAAUGUUGGCGACGAGACCGAGGUUGUCAUCGGCCUGCAGCUGAGCCGGCCGGUGGAGCGCGAGAUGCGGGUCGAGACCCAGCAGCGGUCGACGAGCACGGCGACGCUCGGCACCGAUGGCGUGGCCCGCGAUACGGCUACGGGAGGUACCACGCUGGUCAUCCCGCCCAACACUGUGGCAUACAACGCGUCUGUGGUGGUUGUUGGUGACAUCGACUAUGAGCGCGAUGAGGUUCUCGACCUGGCGUUCACGCUGCCAGACGCUCCUGCUAUCGCGCCGCUUAAUGCCAACGUGACGAUUCCGAACGACGACGCACAGCCUGGUGUCAAGCUGGCUGCGACGCAGAGCUCGAGCCCCGAAGGCACGGUCUCUGGCAACUCGGCCAAGAACAGGGUCAACAUCACGAUCGAGCUGGAGGCGAACUCGUUCGAGUCUGUUGUUGUCAGCCUCCGGAUUGUGUUCUCUGAAGGCGACGGGGCGUUUGCGGACCCGUCGGAUGUGGUCGGGUUUGACCCCGAGACGGGGACGAUGACCAUCGAUGUGGUGAUCCCUCCGGGACAGACCUCGAUCACGGUUCCGAUCUACCUGGUCGGCGACGACGUGAUUGAGGGCGACGAGACGUUCGAGGUGGAAAUCACAACGGUGGUCAAUGGCGAGCGGCGUGCUGAUGCGGCGCGCCUGACGGUGACGAUUGUGGAAGACGACGAGGUGUCUGCGGCGGUGCGCUCGUUCCGCAACCGCGGCGACUGGUGGUGGAUCUUUGUGCUCUCAUGCCUGCUGUUCAUCUGCUGCUGCAUCUGCUGCUGCGUGGCGGCGGUGUACUUCCGCGAGAGCCGCGAGUACUUUGACGAGGCCAAGGUCCUGUAUGAGGAGUCCAGCCAAGAGGGCAUGGGCUCGACCCAGAUCAUGACUUCGUCGGUUGUCGACCAUGGAACGUCGACGACGCUUGCGACAUACUCGUCGACGACUACGUUCACUACCUCGACCGGGCUUGAUCGCCAGUCGACGAGCUCGGUCUUCCACCCUACUCUCUCGAAGAUCCCGUCGGACUCGUCAAGCUCGAGCAGCUCGCUCACCUCGGCACCAAAGAGCUCGAGCUCUGACUCGAGCUCUGGCUCCAAGUUGAGCGACGAACCGAGUCGCUCCGCAGCCAAGACGGUGCAUACGUUGACCGAGUCGUCAUCCGAGGUACGUGCAGCGGCUGGGCUGGGCAGGGACGGCGCGGUCAAGGUUGAUGGCAAGACACUUGUCAAGCGCAAGAUUCGCGUGUCACGCUCGGUCUCGCGGUCGCAAUCGGAUUCUGGUAGCGACGACGACACGCUGCGGCGCAAGGUGCGGCGUCGGGCGGUGAUCAAGUCCGAGGACUCAGCCGACGGCGAUGAGUGGACCAAGCAAAAGCGGCGUGUCAAGGUCGUCUCGCAAGCCGCAGACGGCGGCGCCGUCGUGAAGCGGCGGCGGCGGAUUGUCCGCAACUCCUCGUGGUCCGAGUCGUACUCGAUCUCUGGCGACGAGGCCGCGACGACGACGACGACCCGGCGCCGGGUCAAGAUCGCCGUCCCUGGCGACUCGACAUCGGCAUCCAUGUCUGGAUCGGGUUCCGGCCGGUGGUGA